AUGUCGACCCUUCCAUCUUCACAGCCAAGACAUGCCAAUGGCUAUCACUUGCAAUGCACUGGACAAGCUUUAGAGACUGCCAGACGGCACGAAAAGGAUGUUGCGCCGUCUACGGAAGACGAGAUUACGCUGUAUGGCAGCUGCUUCUGUCCCUUUGUACACAGGGCUUGGAUCACGCUCGAGGUGCUAGGUCUGCCUUACAAGUACGUCGAAGGUGAGCAAGUAGGAGGAGUCUCGAGUCGCUUUGACCCAGCCUCUAUCCGCUUGUUGAAUAUACUCCUGCCGCUCCCCCGCUCCACAGUGGACCCCUACGCCAAACCAGCUUCACUUUUGGCGCUCAAUCCCAAAGGUCUGGUGCCCGCUGUCCAAGUCGGUCCCGAUCCGCGCAAUGGUUUGGGCGAGUCGACGGUGAUCAUGGAGUACCUCGCCGAGCGCAGCGAUUCGCGCGGAGGAGCUCUCUUUCCAUCCAUCGAUAGACCCUUUCAAAGGGCUCAGGCGCGUCUGGCAGCCGACAAGAUCAAUCGAACGCUUUUGCCUGCUUUUUACAGGUACCUUCAGGCGCAAGAGGUGGAGAGGCAGGUAGAGGCUGGAAGGGAAUUUUUGAAUGGUAUGACCGCUUUCGUGGAGAGCAUGCAGCAGGGAAGCGGACCGUUUUGGGACGGCACGGAUAAGAUCGGCUGGGCAGAUGUCAUGAUUGCUCCCUGGGCCAUCCGGGCUGGUAUAGUCCUCAAGCAUUACAGAGGCUUCGAUAUGAGGGCUGAUCCCAACGGGCGGUACGAGAAGUGGCAAAGUGCACUGCUGGCUCAUCCCGCCGUCAAGGCAACGACGAGCACCGAUGAGCUCUACCUCGACAGCUACGCACGAUAUGCAGAGAACAGACCAAACACUUCUCAGGUUGCGGAGGCUAUCAAUUCGGGACGUGAGUGUGUCACAUGUUAG
Messenger RNA from Ceraceosorus guamensis, 939 nucleotides. RefSeq names its product glutathione S-transferase. The record is from RefSeq and is a predicted model, not a curated record. Gene Ontology annotation, cellular component: cytoplasm. The transcript has 6 exons. The coding region runs from base 1 to 939 and encodes 312 amino acids. NCBI's taxonomy places the organism in Eukaryota, Fungi, Basidiomycota, Exobasidiomycetes, Ceraceosorales, Ceraceosoraceae.